Messenger RNA from Candida tropicalis MYA-3404, 1293 nucleotides. RefSeq names its product isocitrate dehydrogenase (NADP(+)) (gene IDP1). Bases 1 to 1293 code for a protein of 430 amino acids. Gene Ontology annotation, cellular component: mitochondrion. Gene Ontology annotation, biological process: isocitrate metabolic process. Lineage: Eukaryota; Fungi; Ascomycota; Pichiomycetes; Serinales; Debaryomycetaceae. The record is from RefSeq and is a predicted model, not a curated record. The transcript has a single exon. Gene Ontology annotation, molecular function: magnesium ion binding; isocitrate dehydrogenase (NADP+) activity; NAD binding.
AUGAUUAGAGCUAGUGCUAUUAAACGUACCGCAAUGUUACUGAAACAAUUGCGUAGUUUCUCCACCACAUCUUCUUUAGCCGAUAAGAUUAAAGUUAAGAAUCCAAUUGUUGAAUUAGAUGGUGAUGAAAUGACUCGUAUCAUUUGGCAAAAAAUUAAAGAUCAGUUAGUUUUACCAUACCUUGAUGUUGAUUUGAAAUAUUACGAUUUGGGUAUUCAAUCCCGUGAUGCCACUAAUGAUCAAAUCACCAUUGAUGCUGCUAAUGCUAUUAAAGAAUAUGGUGUUGGUGUUAAAUGUGCCACUAUCACUCCAGAUGAAGCCAGAGUUAAAGAAUUCAACUUGAAGAAAAUGUGGCUUUCACCAAAUGGUACUAUUAGAAAUAUUCUUGGUGGUACUGUUUUCAGAGAAUCUAUAAUUAUUCCAUGUAUUCCAAGAUUAAUUCCAGGUUGGGAAAAACCAAUUGUCAUUGGUAGACAUGCUUUUGGUGAUCAAUAUAAAGCUACUGAUUUGGUUAUUAAUGAACCAGGUAGAUUAGAAUUAAGAUUCACUCCAGAAAAUGGUGGUGAAGCUCAAACUAAAAAAGUUUAUGACUACACUGGUCCAGGUGUUGGUUUAGCCAUGUACAAUACUGAUGAAUCCAUCACUGGAUUUGCUCAUGCUUCUUUCAAAAUGGCUUUAGCUAAAGGUUUACCAUUAUAUAUGUCUACUAAAAACACCAUUUUGAAGAAAUACGAUGGUAGAUUCAAAGACAUUUUCCAACAAAUUUAUGAACAAGAUUAUGCUGCUGAAUUUGAAAAACAAGGUUUAUGGUACGAACACAGAUUGAUUGAUGAUAUGGUUGCACAAAUGAUCAAAUCUAAGGGUGGAUUUGUCAUGGCUCUUAAGAAUUACGAUGGUGAUGUUCAAUCUGAUAUUGUUGCUCAAGGUUUUGGUUCUUUGGGUUUGAUGACUUCUGCUUUGAUGACCCCAGACGGUAAAGCAUAUGAGGCUGAAGCUGCUCAUGGUACUGUUACUAGACAUUACAGACAACAUCAACAAGGUAAAGAAACAUCUACCAACUCAAUUGCUUCUAUUUUUGCAUGGACUAGAGGUUUGGCUCAAAGAGGUAAAUUGGAUGAAACCCCAGAUGUUGUUGAUUUUGCUAACAAACUCGAAAAAGCUACCAUUGAUACUGUUGAAGUUGAUCGUAUAAUGACUAAAGAUUUGGCUUUAGCUAUGGGUAAAACUGAUAGAUCUGCAUAUGUUACCACUACUGAAUUCUUGGAUGCUGUUGCUGACAGAUUGAAAAAAUAA